AUGGACAUGUUUGGUGAGUCGGAAGAUAAGCGAAAGGUUCCCGAAAUGCUGCAGUCAAUUUUAAGAUAUGACGUGCAAUUUACAAAAAAAUUUGUUGAAAAUGCACAGAAAGUAACAGCUUUACGAUCUCUCGGAAACCAUUCUAAGCUGUUAGAGGUAUCAUGUCAUGGAAUAGUGUGGCUAGCUGGUUGGCUUACAUUUAUAUGGUUGUUUAAUAAUAGUGAAUUGUAUCAGCUUCAAGUAAACAUGUUAAUUGCUCUUAUACUUGACAUUGUGGUGAUAGCAAUAAUAAAAGCCUUUGUCAGGAGAAGAAGACCAAUACCAAUGAAUAAACUUAUACCAGGAAAUCCUGACAAGUAUUCUUUUCCAUCAGGUCACGCUAGUAGAUCAGUUUUAAUUGCUUUCAUUCUUAUAUGUGUCGAUCCCGUCUCCUUUAUAUUUUACCCACCUUUGCUGGCUUGGGUUACAUCGGUUGCCAUAUCCAGGGUCCUUGCAGAAAGACAUUAUUUCUUGGAUGUCUUUGGAGGAAUUGGGGUCGGAAUCAUGGAAGGUCUGUUCAUUAGCAUCAUAUGGCUCUCCCAGAAUGCAUCUACAAGCAUUCUUAAUUCCUUGUCAGAUGAGAAACGUGAUGGAGGGGAAUUUCAUGUUUAA
Messenger RNA from Leptosia nina, 651 nucleotides. NCBI's taxonomy places the organism in Eukaryota, Metazoa, Arthropoda, Insecta, Lepidoptera, Pieridae. The record is from the annotation of a GenBank genome assembly.